UUCGAAAUUAGGGUUUAUAUUUCUUUUCCUUUUUUCUUGUGGCCAUGGAAACCGAAACUGAUACACCCAAAGUCUACACGGUGGUGGCAAAUCUAUCAAAAAUAUUCACGAACACGGUCGAUAUCCUCUUACAAGAAGUGAUCCAAGACGAAACAGGAGUGGUACAAGUUGUAGCAUCGGAUCAUAUCAACUUGAACCUAAGUGGCGGCUUCACGCCAAAUCAUCUCUCUCGUCUCCUUCACGAGAAACAAGUACCCGAGUCUCAAUAUCUAGGUCAAAAGAUCGCUCUUGAUAUCAAUCGUGAACUUGCUAAUGACGAUUCUCUUCGAGAGCCUGCUUUCGUAUUUGUCACUGUCGAUUUCAUCAGAGAGACACGUUUGAUUCUACCACCUGAUGAACCUACUCCCUCAAGAGGUGCUUCCCGUGAAGUUCUCCAGAGGUUAGCGGACCAACAGAGAGUACUUGAAGUCAAGAAAAACGAGAUUCACUGUUCAAUUUGUAUUGAGGAUUUGUCCAAGAAUCAUCAAAAAAUCAUUGAGAUGCCUAAAUGUUUGCAUAGGUUUCAUCAAGAUUGUCUCUUUGAAUGGCUUGGUCGGCAAAACUCAUGUCCCUUGUGCCGGAGUGUUCCGUACGGCUUGGAUCAAGAAACAGAGUCUUAAUAAGAUAUCAAAUUAGGGUUUGUGAAUUAUUUCUCUGUAUCAGAUAACAUUGGGUAUAUGUGUUUGAAAUUUUUGUAACUUUUAGUAUAAAACUUGAAAUCCU
Molecule: messenger RNA, 762 nt
Organism: Eruca vesicaria subsp. sativa (arugula)
Lineage: Eukaryota; Viridiplantae; Streptophyta; Magnoliopsida; Brassicales; Brassicaceae
Source: the annotation of a GenBank genome assembly